Molecule: messenger RNA, 1563 nt
Organism: Callorhinchus milii (elephant shark)
Lineage: Eukaryota; Metazoa; Chordata; Chondrichthyes; Chimaeriformes; Callorhinchidae
Gene: iqcc
Product: IQ motif containing C
Exons: 5
Coding region: 63-797 (244 amino acids)
Molecular function (GO): protein binding
Source: RefSeq, a predicted model, not a curated record
GAAGGCGGUGAUUGGUCGGCGCAGCUGUGACGUAACUUGACUGGGCGGGAAGGCGGUACAAGAUGGCGGAAGCUGAGCGGCAGCUCCGGCGGGUGGCGCUGGUGCAGGCUCAAGUUAGAGGUUACUUGGUCAGGAAAAAGAUCCGAAGUUUAUGUCAAGACUAUGAAAAUGUUGUGAAAGAGGUUCAGGAUAACCUGGAUCUGCUCACAUGGGAAGGGAUAUUGUUUCCAAGACCAAGAUUUCAGAAGCAGAGCUCAAACAUAAAAAAUGGACUGGGUGUUAUUCACGGGGAAACACCUGAAGCACUUUGUUCUGAAAAUGCAUCAAAUAAACCUUGCCCAGGGUUACAAGUUUCCGAACCAGAAAUAGACCAUGGUGACAUUCGGACAAACUGUACCCAAGGAAAUAUCCCUCCAUUGCCAGAUCAACUGGAAGUCCAAAAUAGAUCUGGAAAUUUAAUUGAAGUUCCUGGCCAAUGUGUGCAAACGCCGACAGGCAAAGAGAAACUGCACAGUUCCACUGUAGGUGCUUCUGAAGGAAAGGAUUCUGAUAAGACAAUGAACUUUGCUGAUUUAAAUUCAUCAGCAUGGAACAGUACAGGAAUGGAGGAUGCAUCCAAUGUCAUCAGUGCAGGGUCUUUGAGCAAAUUGCAAAAGAAAGAGAUGAUAACGAGUCAAGAAGGGUUACAGAAAUACAGAAGCAACCUUGCCAUGGAGCUCCUGUGGUUGCAACAAGCUAUUGCAAGUCGUAAAAACUAUUUGAUACUGAAGCAGCGUCUGGGAACUCCAGAACAAUAGCAGAAUAAUAGAAGUUCAGCAGCACUGGAAACUUCAAGAAACUAAUGCCUGUAAGAAGCUAUACUUGGUCUGUUCCUGUUUGUUUUGUUACCUCUAUUGCUGGUUAUAUACACAUCACCAGUUUGUAUUCAGCAUGUCUCAGCCACUUUGUGAUGCUAACUGAACAACUUUACAUGUAAUUGUAAUUGCAAUAAUUUGAUGGUGGUGCUUAAGGAUCCCUCCCCCUUAACACCAAGGAGGCUACAACCUCAUUUAUGGGCACACUUUUCCUAGUAAGAUGCUAAUUACAUAUGGGGUUGGCAUUUUUUGUGGGAAAAAUAGUCAAAUAUCAAUUUUUGCUGUUAAACUAUGCUCUGAUGACAAACUGGAAACUUGAACUUUAGAGAAUCUUGUCUUCAAUUAUUCCAUCUAAAUUCUCAGACCCGGUGCUGAUAAUAGUUAUACUUUCAGCUUCUGGAGUUGUAUUGGAAGCAAUUGUUUCUGAAAUUGAGUUGUGGCUAUUGAAUUUUGACUUGUACAUGAGGUACUGAAAUAUGCUCUUGUCUGUUAUUUUCCUUUGAUGUACUAUUAGGUUAUUAUAGAGUCACUGAAAUAUUUGUCUUCCUUGACUAAAAUGUAACUUCUCUCUGACAUGUGCAAUAUAUUUACUCUUAAUGACUUUUUUUGUGUUCAUUCUAUUGAUAAGAAUGCGAAAAGGCCCUUUCGAUAGUUAUAUGUCUAAUGCUACAAUUAUGAUACUUUAUAAAUAAAAUGAUUUUUUAAUGCA